UCGCAUUCACACGUGCAUACGUGCACGUAUGGCUACAUGUACAUAUGUAGGUAUGCGUCGAGUUCACGUAGCUGCUGAGUCUCUCUCUUUCCCAAUAGUUGCCUUUUCUUUGACGUGUCUCAGUUCUUUCACCCUAUCUAUUUGUGUUUGGUCAGGGCCAACUAGAUUGGUGGGUUGUGUUGACCAGGUUGUGUCACUCCCCCUCUCCCGUGCGCGGGUUGCGUUUGUUCUUGGAGAUAGUGGGCAUAGAAAGGCAGUCACCUACGACACGUACUUCUUCCUCUACCCCACCUACUCGAGUCUCUCAUGUCGCCCAGCAUGGCCGCUUCCAAGUCAGCCAAGUCAUCGAAGUCUCCUUCGUGCAAGAAUAUGAUCGAGUUCCUGAAGGCUAUCAAAGGCAUGCCGGCAUCUUACCGGCAGCAUUUCGACGCCAUUUCGCGAGGCACGCUCGAAAAGGUCACCAAUGCGAACGCAAUUGGAGUCUGGGAGGUUAGCGAUGACUUGGACGGAUUGUUUCAGCUCAUGGAAGUUUUCUUCAAGUUAAAAGGUGCCGCAGCCUCGAAAGACGAGAAAGGUUGGGGUUCCACGACCAAGAGUAAGAGCAGGAAGGCGAUGCCGAAAAUGGUGAUCAUAUCGCAGGAAAAGAAAGAGCGGAAUGCGUAUGGGAGGAUUGUCGAGUCUAUGCAGCACUGGACAGAGCAGAAAGGAGACAAGCAUCUCAAUGGAUCAGUCGCCGCUUUCGAGUCCGUAAUUGUCGUUCGAGGUGUGAGUUGCGAUAGGAAAGAGACGGAGAACAAGAUGAAAGAGGCGGUACAAAGAAUCGAUAUCGCCAUCGAGCAAGUCAUCAAAAUGACCUCUAAACGGUCCUCCUCCAAGAUAAUCUGGCAUCAUGGCCCGGUACUUUCUCUUCUUCUGACCUGGAUUAACUUCACAUCCGCAUCCCACCGUAACGCUCUGAGCUCCAUCACUCUCGCUGCGCCUCUUAUUUUCACAUCGGGCGCCAAACCCUCUCCACACGGCCGACAGAACACCCCAAAGGACUUCACCCGUCUCUCCGAGUACGCCACGAAACUCUCCAUUCCUGUCCUCCUUCUAGAUCCGAUCACCCAGCUUUUGGACUCACCCUUCCCUUCCAUCUACAUGGUCUAUCUUGGCUUCUACAUCACACUCUUCCUUCCACCAUCGGUAAAUAUUCCCCAUUAUCACACCGCCCUUGAUGCCCUCGUAACCUUUGCCUUUGCCCUCCGUGCCCAAUUCGAACGCAAGCACGGCAACGCCGUCGUCUCAAAAGUCAAAUCGCACCUCAACGGCGAGCGGUCCCAGCGCUGGGCCAAAACGUGCAUCGAUCCAUCUUCGUACAAACUCUCCCCCAACAGAACCGCUUCAUUCCCCACCUCCGAAUCAUCCCUCAACAUGGCAAUCGCGCUAGCAGAUUGCCCUUGGGCCCCCUUCGCUUCCAACGAAUCCGCUUCGUCCUCCCCUUUACCGGCUUUCGCCCGCGUCCCCAUCUCGCCGGCAUCAACCGCUGAUGCCGUCGCGGACAUCUACGUAGCAGCUCCCAUCGCCUUUGAUUUCUCCGAAAACACAUUCUGCGUCAGCCCCACGACGCCAUUCCGCGUGCUGGUGCCCCGUCCGGGCAUCGAGAUUCGCCAAGCGACGGGCGCUGUACAGAAGAGUAUGUCAGAAGCUCUGCAGCGGGUUCGCGAGACCAAGCGUUUGCCCAAGAUUGGGGACUUGGAGGCUAAGAUGUGGAACGAUGCUGUCGGAGCAAUUUCGUGGGCCUUGGGGAAGGAAUGCGUCAUGGGAUUAGAGAAGGGAGUGAAGGAGAAGGUGGAGUGUUUUGGGCGUGGGUUAGUAGUUAGUGGGUGUUGGGGUGCCUGUGUUAAUGGGCUCGAGGCGGGAAAGAAAGAAAAUGAAGCUGGUUGGAGCAGUUGA
Periconia digitata is the source of this 1935-nucleotide messenger RNA. The record is from the annotation of a GenBank genome assembly. NCBI's taxonomy places the organism in Eukaryota, Fungi, Ascomycota, Dothideomycetes, Pleosporales, Periconiaceae.